Messenger RNA from Balaenoptera musculus (blue whale), 2237 nucleotides. It is a transcript of the gene FRRS1, whose product is annotated as ferric chelate reductase 1. The record is from RefSeq and is a predicted model, not a curated record. NCBI's taxonomy places the organism in Eukaryota, Metazoa, Chordata, Mammalia, Artiodactyla, Balaenopteridae. Bases 103 to 1893 code for a protein of 596 amino acids. The transcript has 16 exons. Gene Ontology annotation, molecular function: oxidoreductase activity, acting on metal ions.
CUGUGUUCUGGAGCUUGCGAGCUUGUGUUGAGCUAAUGAGUGCUCACGAACGAGUUAGAUUAAUGACAAAUCACGUGACUUUGACUACGGCGCUUUAAUCCCAUGAAAAGGGUGAUUAUGGCAGUUCCUGGAUUUACCCUUGGUGCCUUCAUACUUCUGUUGCUCGUUAGUUCUGUGGCUAAUUAUCCCAAUGGAAAGGUAACGAAGUCAUGCCGUGGAAUGAUUCCUAAACAUGGUCAAACUCCACAGUCUGAUCCCGCUUGCCACAUCUCAGUGAGUCAGAUGGCAUUCAGACCAGGAGAUCAGAUCAAAGUUACUUUGUCAGGGCCACCAUUUAAAGGCUUUCUCUUAGAAGCACGUGAUGCUGAGAAUUUGAGUGGCCCUCCUAUUGGCUCCUUCACAUUGAUUGACAGUCAAGUGUCACAGCUUCUGACCUGUGAAGAUAUACAGGGAUCAGCUGUGAGUCACACAAGUCCAUCCAAAAAAACAGAAAUUAAAGUCUAUUGGAAUGCUCCAAGCAGUGCCCCAAAUCACAUAAAGUUUCUAGCCACAGUUGUUGAGAAGUACAAAAUCUACUGGGUGAAGAUUCCUGGUCCUAUAAUUUCACAACCAAACGUCCUUCCUUUUACAACACCUAAAGCUACAAUAGCACCUAUGCCAACAUUACCUCCAGUCUCCCAUUUAACCAAAUCAUUCAAUGCUUCAGAUUGUGGGAACAAGAAGUUCUGUAUUAGGAGUCCUUUGAACUGUGACCCGGAGAAGGAGCUUGCCUGUGUCUUCUUAUCCUUCACACGAGAUGCCAAGUCAGUGAUGGUUGAAAUGAGCGGUCCCAGUAAAGGCUAUUUAUCCUUUGCAUUUUCUCACGACCGGUGGAUGGGUGAUGAUGAUGCUUAUGUGUGUAUUCUUGAAGAUCAGACUGUGAACAUACAACCUUCCCAUCUGACAGGGCGAAGUCACCCUGUAAUGGACUCAAGGGAUCCUCUUGAGGAUAUGGCUUGGAGGUUGGCGGAUGGUGUUAUGCAGUGUUCUUUCAGAAGAAACAUUACCCUUCCUGGGGUUAAGAAUAGAUUUGAUCUAAAUGCAAGCUACUACAUAUUUCUAGCAGAUGGUGCAGCUGAUGAUGGUCAGAUUCAUAAGCAUUCUCAGCAACCUUUGAUUACAUAUGAAAAAUACAAUGUGACAGGCUAUCCAGAGAACAUAGGAGGAUCCCAUUCUUUACUCCUUCUGAAGGUUCAUGGCGCCUUAAUGUUUGUGGCAUGGAUGACUACUGUUAGCGUAGGUGUACUGAUUGCCCGGUUCUUCAAACCUGUUUGGUCAAAGGCUUUAUUUGGUGAUGCAGCUUGGUUUCAGGUACAUCGAAUGCUCAUGCUUACUACUUCUGCCCUCACUUUUAUUGCUUUUCUUCUGCCUUUUAUUUACAGAGGAGGCUGGAAUUGGCAUGCAGGUUAUCACCCAUGCCUUGGUUGUAUAGUGAUGAUUUUAGCAGUUCUUCAGCUUCUUUCGGCAGCCUUCAGACCACCUUUACAUGACCCAAGAAGGCAAAUGUUUAACUGGACUCAUUGGAGUAUGGGAACAGCUGCUAGAAUAAUAGCAGUGGCAGCAAUGUUCCUGGGAAUGGAUUUACCAGGAUUGAAUCUUCCUGGGCCAUGGAAAACCUAUGCAAUGAUUGGAUUUGUAGCCUGGCAUGUUGGGACAGAGAUUGUUCUGGAGGUACACACUUACCGACUCUCUAGAAAAGUUGAAAUAUUGGAUGAUGAUAGAAUUCAGAUCCUCCAGUCAUUUACUGCAGCUGAAGCAGAAGGUUAUGCUUUUAAAAAGGCAGUGUUAGCAAUUUAUGUCUGUGGGAAUUUGACUUUUCUCACUAUGUUCUUAUCUGCGAUCAACCAUCUCUGAGCGAGUGAAGACCUUGGCUUUUGCAGACCAGGUGAUAAUUAUCAUCAAGCCAAAAAACUUGAUUCCUGUACCGACUGCCUGGAGCGUAUUCAUGACUUCUAAUUAGGAAGACCAGGCCAUGUCUAUAGAGAAAUUCAGACGUCUGGUCUUUAGAGAUCAACAUUCACUAGGGUCCUAUGGGCUAUAAACUGAUGUCAAGCUUUUAUGUAUUAUUCUGAGUCUUAAAGGGAAGAUUGUACUUGAGAAAUGACUCAAAUAUUUUUUAUGCUGAAAUUUUAAGAAUGUUAGCAUGUAAGAAAAGAACUGUUUGGAAAAACAAAAAAGAUGUCAUAGGAUAAAAUGCA